Molecule: messenger RNA, 2016 nt
Organism: Saxophila tyrrhenica
Lineage: Eukaryota; Fungi; Ascomycota; Dothideomycetes; Mycosphaerellales; Extremaceae
Exons: 2
Coding region: 1-2016 (671 amino acids)
Source: RefSeq, a predicted model, not a curated record
AUGGCCUCCACCCCCAUCAACGCAGACCCCGAGAAAGGCGGCGUCGGCCUGAGCUUCAGCCCCAUCCCAGAGCCAACACCUUCACCAUCCCACCACCACCGCCAUCUCCACCGCGCCCGUGACAGACUCCGACACUUCGUCCAUCCUUCCGGCAAGAAGAUCCACGUAGCCAACUCCCCCACCGAAGCGGAGCAACUACGUCGUCAACUCGAGGAGAUCCACCACCAGGACGACUUCGACGUGUGCAUUUCCGGCUCGCCUGAGCAUCUGGACGCCCUACGUGUCGCGCAAGAUCACCAUGAAACUAAACGCGAUGAGUUCCGCACCGAGCAUCCGGAGCUGUUUGCCCGCUUCGAUGAAGUGCACGCGCAGCUGGAUGCGUUGAGUACGGAGCUCGAUCGCGUGACGACGCAUGGUGUUUCUCUCGAAGCGCAUUUUAACAAGUUUGGCUAUGAUGCUCAUAUCAGAUCCUACGAUGAUGGGGAGAGCCCUGGUGGUUCGGGGACGGCGACGCCGAGGUCGAGUGUUAGUGGCGAUUCGAGUGCUUCGGCGAAGCAUGCGGUGCAUUUGAAGUUGUUCAAGGUGCCGGUUGUGAGGCAGUAUUUUCAUAAGGGGUUGAUAUGGCGGGCUUCUGGCUUUCAGGAGGUGCAAUCAUUUGAAUUGUUCUUGGACCUCCUCUAUGUUGGCAUUAUUGCGAUACAGGGCGAUCUUGCGUCCGAGCACCCAACCGCUUCGUCCCUGCUGCACUUCAUCAUCACAUUCACCUUGAGCUGGAAGAUCUGGAAUGACAUGAGCCUCAUCAUCUCCUGGUUUGAAACGGACGACAUCUUCCAACGAAUCUGCAUCCUGUUCCUCAUGGCCUGUCUCUUUGGCUACACCACCAACAUCACGGAAGCCUGGGAACACACGUACGCCACACUGAUCGGCUUCUAUCUAUGCGCUCGUCUGUUCAUGGCAUCCUACCUCAUCAUGGUCUUCUUCUUGGUGCCCAUGGUCCGGCCAGUCAUGACGUGGUACAUAUGUAUUGUCACGGUUGGCGCUGCACUUUGGAUCGGCAGCAUACAUAUCGAGUACCCGGCGCAGCUCGGCAUCAUCUGGGCGGCAUUAUUCGUAGACCUGUUCGGACAGGCGUGCUUCUUCGUGGCGCACGUUGUCAGCAAGUGGAUUGGCCCUGGUGCGGCGGCACGUAUGGACAAGUGCUUUGAUUACUAUCCUGCGAUCAACAUUGAACACCGCACUGAGCGCACGUCUGGAUUCGUUACGCUGGUCUUCGGCUACAGCGUCGUCGCAGCGCUGUACCAAUCGACCAUGAACGGCAUCGACGCACACUACGGCAAAGCUGUCUUAGCGCUCACGCAAGCCUUCUGCUUCAACUGGAUCUACUUCGACAUCGACUCCAAGAACCUGCAAGUCCACGCCAUCCGACGGCACAGGAACACGACUCUAGUGUGGCAGGUGUUCCAUCUUCCGUUCAUCAUGUCCUACGUGCUUGGCUCCAGCGGGCUCGCCUGGCUGGUCAAGUUCGCCAUCGACACCGACAACUCCCGUCCCGAAGGCCUGACGGAGAUGUGGCGCGAGCACGCCGAAGACGAGAUCCCGAUCGGGAUACGCUGGUUCUAUUGCGCAGGCUUCGGCAUCGCGCUCGCGUCCAUGGGCAUCAUCAGCAUCUCCCACAAGCACAAAGAAAUCGAGACCCUCCGCCUGAAGAAGCGCUGGCGCCUCACCGCCCGCUUCGCCAUUUCAAUCGUGCUCAUCUGCCUCCCGCUCGCCGAAGGCCUGAACUCCCUCGAGCUAGUCGGUACCGUGACGGCACUGAUCGUCUUCUGCCUCUCCCUGGAGCUCUGGGCGGCGAGCUGUUCGAGGCAGAACUCGUUUGGACGGACGACGGAGUGCAAGUAUAUCGGGGCGUGUCCGAAGAAGCAUUUGCAGGCUUUGAUUAAGCGAGGGAGUCGGGUGGAUUUUGAGGAGUUGGGGGAUGGUAAGAAUGUUGGGGCUAUACAUGCGGCGCCUAUUUAG